Opisthorchis viverrini is the source of this 1807-nucleotide messenger RNA. RefSeq lists its product as hypothetical. The record is from RefSeq and is a predicted model, not a curated record. The coding region runs from base 1 to 1239 and encodes 412 amino acids. Gene Ontology annotation, molecular function: zinc ion transmembrane transporter activity. The transcript has 5 exons. NCBI's taxonomy places the organism in Eukaryota, Metazoa, Platyhelminthes, Trematoda, Opisthorchiida, Opisthorchiidae. Gene Ontology annotation, cellular component: membrane. Gene Ontology annotation, biological process: zinc ion transmembrane transport; intracellular zinc ion homeostasis.
AUGGCUUUCUCUUUCAGUGUGCAUCCCGGGAUACUCCAUCCGUUAAAAAUGUCCCACGCUCCUGUUCUGUUGUUUCUUCUCUGUGCAUUGACUGUUAGCUCACAUGAAGAUCAUAAUGAGCCCCCUCACUUCAAAUACUCCCGGGAAGCUAAUACACCACUCCCAAAACCAGCUGGCGCACGCAUACUCAAACACAGUCUUCGGAGCGAGUCGGCACAACAGCUAUGGCUAGAAACUUCCAGUGCUGUUCUUCUGAUAAGUGUGGCCCCUUUCUUGUCCCUAGUCAUCCUACCGGAUCUGAACAAAUACCACGGGCUACUGAAAGUCCUCCUCGCCUUUGCCGCUGGUGGUCUACUGGGGGAUGCCUUCCUACAUCUGAUUCCGCAUGCUAUUGACAAUGGCCAUACUCAUGACGAUCACGACCACACGCAUGACGCCACCGGCAAAAGUCACGAUCACACGCGUCACAUGAUGGUUGGGUUGUCUGUGGUGGCUGGGAUCUUCGUUUUCCUCUGUAUUGAAAAGUCCAUCCGGCUCAUCCAGCAUGGCCACGCUGGGCACAGCCAUUCAGUCUCCGUACCAGAACAACAGUCCCAUAUAAGCGCCGAAACUAAUAAUGGGAAAUCUAAGAAGAACAAAAAGGCUGGUGGAGACGAAGCACUACAGAAGCGUGAGAAGAAAAACAAGACCCAUGGACCAGCAUCCGAGUUCAAGGUGACCGGGUAUUUGAAUCUGGCCGCAGAUUUCACCCACAACUUCACGGACGGAUUGGCAGUUGGCGCCUCAUUUCUUAUCAGCCGGAAUGUUGGAAUGGUCACCACACUGACUGUGUUAUUGCACGAACUACCCCAUGAGAUUGGUGAUUAUGCUAUUCUGAUACGUUCUGGAUGUUCAGCUCGCAAAGCCAUGUUUUUACAACUGUUCACAGCUAUUGGAGCAGCCUUGGGAUCAUUCUUGAGCCUUGCAGCUGCCGGCGUUGGCAUGGAUCAGGUGGGCGUAAAGUUUGAUGUACCGCUUCUUACGGAAGACUUGAUCACCACUUACUUACUACCAUUCACUGCUGGAGGAUUCAUCUAUAUCGCCAUGACCUCGGUACUUCCAGACCUGCUGAGCCCCGAUGAGAUUGCGUCAAAACGAUCAAGCGGGUUUCUUGCUCGGAUGACCCAGAGCAUAAUUGAAGUGUUUGCCGUGGUCGGUGGCAUAGCUAUGAUGGCAGGUCUCGGUGCAAUGGAACAAUGAGUCAACAAUUCAUGUUCCUUCUCUCCCAUUUUUGCAUGUGAACUAAAUUCUUGAGUUGUUUUCUUUGUAACACUGCUCCUGGUCCUUUUUUUCAAAUCCGUUGUUUACCACGGUAGACGUACUGUGAAUCGCUGCUAUUCAAAUCGUAGGUUUUGUGUGCAUUUUUUUUCUGUCAUGAUAUUUUUGUAGUGUUCAUACUACAUCUUGAAUCGCGCCUGUUCUCUCUGUAAUCUGCACAUUAGACAUCUGUCUCGUCGAGUUGUUCUUGUACGGGUUGUACGGGCCUUGUUAUCAAAUUAGGUUAUUUUUUCGUGAAAUAAACUACUUACAAGGUUGCUGAAAACGAUUCGACAGCCCACGACCGGUUUCGCCCUUCUUGGGGAUUAUCAGGUAGGCGCAGUCCCCGGGUUCCAUUAACCUUAUGUUCUACUUGAACCCAAAUUGAACUAGCGAAUAUACACUCAUUUGCAAACUAAUUUGGUUUUGCGGGAGACUCACCCGAAACCCAGUUGAAUCUCUCGUUUGUGAUGUUCUCAGGCAACUGAAUGUGCUGCCGAAACCGGUCGUG